UAAGGUCCUCGAGCCCACCCCAAGUCUCUCCCAAAGAAGAAGCUGUAGGCAAGAAGCCACUGCUUCCUUUUGAGCUUUCAGUGGCUACUGGACUGUUUCAGUUUGUUAGCACUUUGCAAGUAUGCCUCCACUUCAUGGAUGAGAAAGUGUCCAACAGUAAGCUCCCAACAAGAGAGUCUAGUUGCAGGUUUUUUCUUGCUAUGCAGCCUUUAGUUGCUCUUCUUUCCUAAGAGAAGAUGCUCUUCUGCCAUUGUACUUUUUCUUAAACUCAGUACUGCAUUGACAAGUACACGUUGCCUUGAGGACUUUGUUCUGGGGGACCUGGGGCUGUUCUUAUUAUACAGUUCGUUGUAGAUAAACUUCUUUACAUCUCAGUCUAGCUGUAAAAUGAAGCAGUUUGCUAUUACUUACUCCAGUUAAUAAAUCUAGGGUGCACCAUGCACGAACAGUCUCAGCCAGGUUUCAGUCUUGGGCAGCUGUAUAGUAUAGUAUAUGUAUACAAAUGCAGGCUGGCUGUAGAAAUGAACACUAAAUGUGUUCUCCACUAAAUGAACAAGGGAUUUGGUGCUAAGUGCUAUUUUAAUACUGGUCAGGACAUAUCUACAUAUUUAUAUGUGUAAUUUUUUAUUGAUGUCUUAAUAAAAUUGUUUCUAACUACAGGCACCUGUGUUUUAAGAUUUUGGCCAAUCUGGGAAGUUUAUACACAGAGUUAGCCAAAAGGUGAUGGUAAAAAUUGGGUGUUUUCUAUUCCAGGUCUUAUGAUUAGAUUGCUACAUACUAUGCUUAUUUUCUAAAGAAAAUAAGAAAAAUGUGUGUGUUUUAUUGGAUAGUUCUGUGAGUCUGAAAACUGUGAUAUUUUGCUUUCUAGGCAAGAUUUGGUAGAGCACCUGUAUCUAAAAUGCAAAGAGUCUGUACUUAGAGUUAAUUAUGCAUAAAUCAGAAAAUAACUGGCCUUGAAAAUACCAUGGUGUUAUUUAUACCAGUCAUCCUGGUAUAUCAUCUUAUUAGGAAACAUGCAGUUGUUGAGCAUGAAUACACAUGGGAAUGUAAUAAAUGACUUCUAAGCAUGGUUUUAAACUCAUGUGACCCACUCAGUGGGAGGCAGUUGUGGAGUGUUGCCUAUAAGGAAAAAGGCAGUACAUCCAACUCGGAGCUGUUAUCAGGGCAGCCCAGAUCAUCUCCUCUGCUUUAUCUGUCCUGGCACAGUUCGCUCCAGCUGUGCUGAGCCUUGCGAAAAGCCUGCCUUUUUUAUGCUCUUGGGGCCAGCCCCGCUACCUCACAAAAAAAGCUUUUUACAUAAAGAAGCACUUUGAUAAAAGCUGCUACGCGUGUGAACAAAGCAGGCCUAGGUGUGGUAGGAGUGCUGGAGAGAGCCAAUGUUGGAACUCAUUAUUUUGAGCCUUCAUUUCUUCAUGUGUUUCCUCAUCUCUGUUGUGAUCUGGUGUGGAUCUAAGGACAUGGAUUUGCGCAGCUCAAGCAAAGAAACAGUUGAAAUGGAGCCUGAUGCUCCUGUAUAUGUUGGUAAAGAAGACGACAUAAAAAAGUCCCAAAGAAUAACCACCAAGGUCAAUGACAGAGAAAUUGUCGUUUUCUACCAUGAAGGGAAAUUUUAUGCUAUGGACUCUCGCUGCUACCAUGCAGGAGGUCCUUUACAUCUUGGAGAAAUAGAGGAUAUCAAUGGUCAACCAUGUAUUAUUUGUCCUUGGCAUAAGUAUAAAAUUACUUUGGAAACAGGAGAAGGAUUAUAUCAAGCCAUAAACCCUAUGGAACAAUCACCAACACCACGGUGGCAAUCAAAAGGAGUGAAACAAAGGAUUCAUAAAGUUACUGUAGACAACGGAAACAUUUAUGUGAGUCCCCCAGAUUUGUCUGUAAGCUUUGACUCAGACUAUUAUGCUGACAAGUGCAAAAAUAAUGGUGAUUUUGCUAUGGAAAAAUAAAGCGAAUCGCACGUAGCACAACAAGUGGCGGCCAAGAAGUAGAAUCCUGGUGAAUGUCCCUUUGAAGAAUCAUAAUCAUCAAAUAAAAAUUUAACGUGGCUGUAAAGAUUGUUUCCAGAUGAAAUUCUAAUGCUAAUGUUAUGUUAAAGCAUUGAACAAUGUAGAAAUGAAAAGACAGAAAUAGAAGCUCCUAUCUUCUCAGAACUGACUGACCUUGUGCCAGUGAAGUGUUUUUGCUCUUGCCUUUCAAAAAGACUUAUGUACAGCAGACUGCUUCAUAAUACUUGACAUUUUAGAAAUCUUUCUUUGCUAGAAUUCUUUUAAUUUCAGGAGGCAAAAUAGUAUAGAAUAUUACUGCUUAUAAAACACAUUGAAAAGUUUAAGUUAAAUAGUCUGGUGUAAAGGUUAUAUUUAUAUAUUUAACAGUUUAUACUUACAAUACCUUCUGUAUGUGACAUUGAAAUUUUAAACUUUUUAGAUAUGCAAGUAAUUUCUGAUCUUUAUUAAUCUAAAGAGCCAGGUUUACAAAGAGAAGUACAAUGUGUGAACAUAUUUUAAUGUGCUUCUCUACGCCUGUUUGUAUGUCACUACUUUGGUUCCAUAGAAGUAUGUAUUUUCUUCUUCCUCACUGAACUCCUUUUCGUAGUACAUCAUAUAAUGUCACCAAUACUUGUCAUGCAUAAUUCAUUAUUCCUGAUUCUAUUGUUGGGUAAGAAAGAAGUUGUUGGGUAAAAAAAAAGAUUUGGUAUAUAAUGUAGCGGUUCUUUUUUGUUUGGUUCUUGUGUGUGUUUUUUUUAAACUUAUUUUAAACACAUUAUUAUAUAUUCAUUUAAAAAAAUAUCCUUUCUAUUUAGAUCUAAAGUUUGGUUUCUGCAUGUGAAUUCAUUGUAUAAUAUCAGAUCUGCCCUGAUAAGCCUGCUCCCAGGACAGAGAAACUUUCCCUCUGUUGUCUUGCAUGAUAGGUGGGCUGUGGGCUGAGACGUGGUGGAAUCUCCUACCCAGCCCGUGCAGUCAAGAGUGCCGCUUCCAAGUUCACAGGAGAUAUUCUGUGAAAGCUUAGGAUCAGCCUGGAAUGCUUGACCUGUCUAUCUGUUAACAUGUCUGCAUCAUGACUCCAGUUCUUCAGAAUGGCUUUUUGGUGCUUUGUAGGCUAUUUGCAGAAAUUCUGUUUUAUUCAGGUUCACUUUCAAGCUAACUGGUCUUCAUCUGUGAGUUUCUCUCAUUCAUUCAUUGGAUUGUCUUAAUGUACGUGAAUAGUAAGUAGAUCCAUGUCAGAAUCACUUUUCAUAUAAAUAUAUUUAUAAGUACUGAGGAGUAGAGGAAUAACAAAGGAAAACAUUUGUGCCUGAUUCAUCACAAAAAAGCAAAGCACAUUAUCAAUUUAUGUCACUAUAUGAAGGAUUCAUCAUGUUUAUAUUUAGAUGUCUGCAUCUGAUUAUGUCCCCUUAUAUUGGUUUUGUGGUCAGUAGAGAGAAAUUGGCAACUUUAAGAUUGCCUGUUUCUAAACUUUAAGGUAAAUCUGAUCUAUUUAAGUUGUGUAUUUUAGAACUGCACCAUAGAAAUGCAUUCCUUCUCCUCUCAUUGACCGUUAAAUCAGCUGGUGCUGAGUAGUUCAGAUGUAAAUGCCUGCCUUCUGUCAGAUGAAUCACAUCUUGCUCAUGUGCUAGAAACUGCUGUUGUUUACUGGCCAGUUUUGUGUAUUUUUUUGUGUAUUUUUCUUUCUUACCCUUCUUGCAGCCACAGUGUAGAUGGUAGGAAGGUAAGGAAGGAAGGUGAUGGAGUGGUACGGCUGCUACUGCAUCAUAUAAAAGAAAAAUAUUGUACAGCCCUCCAAUAUACCCUCAUUGAUUAGUAUGAUUGCUACAACAGGGGGGUUCUUCUGCUUGUUUGAGAGUUUUUUUUCUAGCAUAAAGAAACUCUGGAGACAUUAUGGUGACAACAGAUAUUGCAGGUCCGCUCUCUGAUCCAGUGCAGAGUGAAGGAUGCGAAUACUGACGCUAAUUUACCUUUCAAAAGGAAAUUCAGGAAAGCUUUGUUUCUCUAGAGGGUAUACAUUGUAACUUUCUCCAUCUCUCUCCUUUUCAUCACUGCCAUUUUUAGUGUUUUCUCUUAGGGAUUUUUCCUCUUGAACAAUAUUUUUUAUUUUUCAUUUUUCCAAGUAUGGCUUUAAUAAAAGUUGUCUAUUUAAAUUAACAAAGAUACAGUUUAGCGUAAGAAAGUUAUGAUUUUGAGUAAUAUGUUAUUGCCUAUUUGACUUUCAGUAGAAUGCUAGUAGCAGGAAGUUUUACCUCAAAGUUUCAUGUGCAUGUUCAUAUUAGUAGAAUAGUACUCAGUCUUUUGUAGCAUUGAAUUUUCUAGCUAAAAUCCAGUGAAGUGCCUGAUCAUACACUUACUGUUAGCCCUGUGAAAUCAGGGGGACUUCAUGUUCAUGUUUAGGUGCUUCGAUAGGCCACUUCUAUUAAGCAUUUCUCUACUAUAAUAACUGCAUACUAUUUGCAAACUUCUUAAGAGGUUUUGCUUUUACUUUUAAAUACAUUCUUAUUCACAGGGAGAUGGCACUUAUUUAAUUCCUAAAGUUUGUCAAUCAGUUCAUUUUUCCCUCAGUUCUCUUGUUGAUGGUCACAUAAAGAAUAGAGAAUUAUUAACUUAAGUGGUUAUGGACAAAGGAGGGAGAGUUGGCUGACUGUUAAGUUUCUGGUUUUUUGACAGCAGAGAAGAAAACCUGCAGCAUUUUAAGAUUGCUAUGUUUUUAAGAAAAAGUUCCAUUUCAUUUUAUUUGUUUACUAUUGCAUAUUAAAAUAUGCACCUACCUUAAAAAUAUUGUAACCUUUUAGUGUCAGAGUUGGACGUUUCUUUGUCUAACUUCCAUGAUAAAAUUGUGCUCCCAUACAACAGCUGUGUAAAGUACUAAAAAAGUUGUAGCGAGAUGAUGUGGAAAAAAUGCUAGAAGAUAGAUUGUGAUGACUUCUAAUGUAAGAAAUAUAAAUAUUUCACUUGCUUGACAGUUACUCCUUCCAACUUCUUUUCAGAGCAAUGCUUAUGCUUUUCCAGAGUCAGAUACAAGCUAUGUCUCAGUCUGUGGCCCAGGCCAGCUCCAUAGUAUUAUAUGGCACUUCCAGAAGUGCAUGGGUUAGGUAUUUUACAGUUGGCAGCUUAUCUCCAGAUUUGCUUAUAUCACUUUUGCUAGAAAAGACCAAUUUCUGCAUGCUGUCUUUUGUCUUGCCAACCUAUUUUUUAGGUACAAUUCAGACAUCUUCAUACUAAGCAAUAUACUCCAGAACUUGGGAAUGUUUGGUGAUGUAUAUGCUUAUGUUCAAUUCCUAGUUAAAUAUACUGAAAUAUUAGGCGAAUAAAUGGAAAAGACUGAGGUUAGCUUGAGAAGGGAACCAGCUUGAUAAGAAUGGGUGGAGAGAGAAUACCAAGGGAGCUAGGAUGUGAUGAGGGAGCUGAGACUGGCAGAAGUAGGAUGAGGAACUGAGACCAAGUGCAAAGAAGUUAGGAGUAUCAGAACAGGUAUUCAGUUGGCAGGUAAAAUAGAGAAGGUGAUUGGAAGUCAUGGGGGAAAGGAAACUUCAGGAAAAACAGAAAAUGCAGCAAAAGAUACUUCAAGAACGAGGAGACUGAAAAGGAUGGGGCAUCUAGGACUGAGGAAACACUGGUAGCAGUAAAGGAAGAUUGGGACACAGCUGUUUGAAGGGAGAGACUAACACCUGAAUAAGGACAUGAGGUGUAGUUAAGCUAAGGGAGUGGGACCAAGAUGAUGUUUAAGGGACAGUGAAGAGAUGGAAGGAAUAAUAGUUGUAGGCAAGAGACCAGGAAGUCAUUGGCUGCAUAAUUUAAGCUUCCUGGAGAGAUGUGUUAAUGCGGAAUUGCAAAAGCUACCCUCCAGAUCAUUCAGGAGAACUGUUUUGUUGGUGAUAGUUUUGGGGGUUUAGUUUAGUUUUGACAAAUGUGCAAACACCAUCUGUUUUCCCAUCAUUAAUCAGCCUAGCAAAGAACAGAGAAACGUAUUUUAUGCUUUGGCUUGAAAAUUUUCAUGAUGACUCUGCAAGCUCUGUAAGCUGCUUCUAAAAGCAGCUUGAACAGAAUAAACAACAGUUAUAUUUAUCCUAUCAUGAAGCCAUCUUUCUGAAAAAGCAAGAUAAAACCUAAGACUGCUGUGGUUUGAACUGCAGUUUGAGCCUCGACCUGAGGUUGCUGUACCAUAAACAUUAAUUAGACAUUGUUAAUCAUAGGGCUGGAUGCUGUAAGUUUUCCUUGCUGCAUGUAAUACGUUGUUCUGCAAUGUCCCAUUGACUUCAUUGGUGCUGUACUCGAAAUAAGGUGCUUCAAGGGCUAGUAAAGUCAGGUCCAGAAUUGCAGGAUAUGAAGCACAUAUUAUAUUGGUGAGAGCCAGUCUUUGCCAGAUAGGAGAUCCCAUGAAGCAAGGAAAAAUGUCUAGUCUGUAGGUAAAUAGUUUUCAAACCAAACACUUAUUGUCAAAGUAUUAAACCUUCUCAGAAGCAUUGUACCAUUCCUUAUUUUCACAUUUAAUUUUGAAAUUAAAUAAACCCUGAAGUUUAUAUCUGUUCUUUUUUGAUAUGAUUAAGGAAAGUAAUUCAUGUUGUUACUUCUGCUGGUCAUGCAAAUGUUGGUUUAGGGUGCAGGACUUCACCAGUUCUCUAAGCAUCCCAUUAGUCUGCCCACUUAACUAACUUUUUAAAGGUUACUGGAGGAAGUAAGAGUUGGGGAAUGGAAGCAAUAUUGCUGAAGAGGUGCUAGAGCCCUCUUCUUGUGUGGGAAGAGGGGAUAUGAGUGCAGAGAUUCCCUUCUACUUGCAGUUUUGUAGGACAGUCAAGCUGCAGCUCUGAGACGGCCUAGGCUGGUCUAAAUGGUAGGUGCUUUCCCCUCCUCAGCUGCGUGUACCCACCUCCCUCCCCUCGGUUGCUCCGGUGCUUGCAGUCUCCUUCACUGAUCCAUUUCACCACGCCAACCCUGCAGAGAAGUAUUCACUUUCUUAGCUGAGCAAAGGGUUCACUCAACACUGGAGUCGGCGUAAGGGUGAGUAUAGGAGCCCGUGGCCGGUGGCAAAGAAGUGGGCCUGAGUAGCCAGCAGGGCAAGGUCUCUGAUCUCAGCAUGAGGUGACCAGGCGUAUUCACCACCUUCCACCUCCCCCAGGUCCUUAGCUGUGGUACUCGUGGGAUCUGUCCUCCAGCAAAAAAUAGCAGGUAGUUUUCUGUUGGGUCAGUGAAUUCAGUCAGAUCAGUGAAUGGUUGAACGAGGGUCAGAAAGAGCACAGUGUGAGUAGUGAGGGAAUAGGGAAGGAGGAGCAUGUGUGGAGUAAGGGAGUGUGAUCUGUUAGAUCAGUUCUGUGUAACUUCACCCAAUGAGUAUUGUUUCCUGUAGGUUUUACUCAUGCAAACCUAUUAAGUGGAAUUGCUCACUUGAACAAAGAUUAAACAGAGUUUUAAAUUACUAAACUGUGCUAAAGAUGGUGAAGUUGACAGUUUUACUUGUAGUAACACAAACUGAGAAAUGGAAUAUUGUUAGAAAAUCUAACUAUUUUCCUACAUUACUUACAAAGAAUGUCCGGAAAGGUCUUCAUUAGUGUUCAAAGACCCUCUCUCACCUGAACCUUAUAGAGAGGGCACUUUGGCGUGCAAAUAUUUUUCAGAAGGUAACCAGAUAUGGUAUUUAGCCCUGCAAAUUUUUGUAGCAGUUCUGGUUGCAAGAAUUUGACAACAAAUUUUGAAGAUGCAGAUAUUCUGCUUAGCCCAUUAAUGACUCUUACUGUGUGAGAUGAAGAGAGUGCCCUGACAGGCACUGGCUGUGAUGCUUGAACAAUGGGAUUGUUCUGAUGAAAGACAUGCUUGAGAAAUAUGGUUUAUUAUUGCAAACUCUAGUAAUUAAAGCAUGAAAGCCUAUGGAGGAAAGACUAUUCCAGAAAUAAUUAUCUUAUAUGAAAGUUAUGGUAAAAUGUGUGUUAUUUUAUUAAAAAAAUUAGUUGUGAUUAAUUUAACCAUCAA
Molecule: messenger RNA, 7946 nt
Organism: Dromaius novaehollandiae (emu)
Lineage: Eukaryota; Metazoa; Chordata; Aves; Casuariiformes; Dromaiidae
Product: Rieske domain-containing protein
Exons: 4
Coding region: 1377-1940 (187 amino acids)
Molecular function (GO): 2 iron, 2 sulfur cluster binding
Source: RefSeq, a predicted model, not a curated record